CAGACUGUGCGGGACGGUGCCGGACCAUCAUAUUCCUCUUAUCCUGAGGAACCUCAGACUGUGCGGGACGGUGCCAUCCUUCCAACACAUAAGAGGUUUUUCUGUCUGGAGUGCGGGAAGUAUUUCCUUUCUAAAUAUGAUCUUAAUGUGCAUAAAAGAUCUCACACGGGAGAGAAGCCGUAUUCCUGUCCUGAGUGCGGGAAGUGUUUCAGUUUUAAAAUCAGUCUUGAUCUUCAUAUAAGAUCUCACACUGGUGAGAAGCCGUAUUCUUGUCUUGAGUGCGGGAAAUGUUUUUCAAAGAAGUCUCAUCUUUUUAGACAUCAGAGAUCUCACACGGGGGAAAAACCAUAUUUUUGUUCUGAGUGCGGGAAUUUUUUUUCAGUGAAAUCCGAUCUCAACAGACACCAAAGGUCUCACACAGGGGUGAAGCCGCAUUCUUGUCCUGAGUGUGGGAAACAUUUCACAUCGAGACGCAACCUAAAUGAGCAUAAAAGAACUCAUACAGGGGAGAAGCCGUAUUUCUGUCCUGAGUGCGGGAAAUGCUUUUUAAAAAAAACAUUACUUGUCAGACAUCAGCGGUAUCACACAGGGGUGAAGCCGCAUUCUUGUCCUGAGUGUGGGAAACAUUUCACAUCGAGACGCAACCUAAAUGAGCAUAAAAGAACUCAUACAGGGGAGAAGUCGCAUUCCUGUUCUGAGUGCGGGAAAUGCUUUUUAAAAAAAGCAGAUCUUGUCAGACAUGAGAGAUCUCACACGGGGGAGAGGCCAUUUUCCUGUUCUGCCUGCGGGAAAUGUUUUUCACAAAAGUCCGGUCUUCGCUUACAUCAGAGAACUCACACGGGGGAGAAGCCGUAUUCCUGUCCUGAGUGUGGGAAAUGUUUUUCUAGGAAGUGCAGUCUUUACAAACAUCAGCUAAAUUUGUGUGGGAAAGGUUUUGUAGAGAAAUCAGAUCUUGUCACACAGCAGAGGUAUCACACGGGGGCGGAGUCACAUUCCUGUGCUGAGUGUGGAAAAUUAUUUUUAAAUAAAUCAGAACUUGUCCAACAUCAGAGAAUACACACGGGGGAGAAGCCGUAUUCCUGUCCUGAGUGCGGCAAAUGUUUUUCACAGAAGUUCAAUCUUCAAAGACAUCAGAGAUCUCACACGGGGGAGAAGCCGUAUUCCUGUCCUGAGUGCGGAAAAUGUCAUUCAGAUAAGUCCCUUCUUCAAAAACAUCAGAAAUCGCACAUGGAUAAGAAGCCAUUUUCCUGUAAUGAGUGCGGGAAAUGUUUUUCAGAGAAGUCCUUUCUUUCCACACAUCAAAGAUUGCACACGGGGGAGAAACCGUAUUCCUGUAAUGAGUGCGGGAAAUGUUUUUCGCAGAAGUCCAAUCUUUCCAUACAUCAGAGAUCUCACACGGGGGAGAAGCCGUAUUCCUGUCCUGAGUGUGGGAAAUGUUUUUCAGUGAAGUCCAAUCUUACCACACAUCAGAGAUCUCACACGGGGGAGAAGCCUUUUUCCUGUUCUGAGUGCGGGAAAUGUUUUUCGCAGUGGUCCAGUCUUAACACACACAAGAGACUGCACAUGGUGGUAAAGCCACUUCCCUGUCCUGAGUGAGGGAAUUGUUCCUCACUGAAGUCCUGUCUUCCUGUACAUCAGGGGUCCCACACAACCCU
This is a messenger RNA of Rana temporaria (common frog), 1655 nucleotides long. Its product is annotated as zinc finger protein OZF-like. The transcript has a single exon. NCBI's taxonomy places the organism in Eukaryota, Metazoa, Chordata, Amphibia, Anura, Ranidae. Gene Ontology annotation, molecular function: RNA polymerase II cis-regulatory region sequence-specific DNA binding; DNA-binding transcription factor activity, RNA polymerase II-specific. Gene Ontology annotation, biological process: central nervous system development; regulation of transcription by RNA polymerase II. The annotation marks the transcript as partial. Gene Ontology annotation, cellular component: nucleus. The record is from RefSeq and is a predicted model, not a curated record.